UCAUUCGGAAUGGGACAACAGCCGAAAGCGAGGCGAGAGAGAGAGUACUUACAAACAAUGGCUUCACUGGCCAUCAGAUUGUGAAGCGGAGAGAAGGAGGGGUUUCAUAGGAAACCUGAUGUCCAGGUAGGGGAGAGUCUUUUCACUCUUUGUUUCUCCUGUUACACCUGUGCCUAUUAGCUGCCCUAAAUAACACCGUGCCGAAGUUCAGCGUCCAUUCUGUAACAACACUUAAAGGAGAAAGGGCAUUGUGAGAUUGGUCUGUCAGCCGUGCGCAUUUCAGCUCACACCCAAUACACCCUGAAGACAAGAGGCAUCUCCCGCUGAAGACUGUGAGGAGGACACACACAAAGAUGACCACUAAAAAGGCCCAGGUGCGACGGGUCGUGUCGAAGGAUGGACACAACAACGUGAAGAUUGAGAAUGUCGAGGGCAUGGUGAAGCUGUAUCUCCAUGACAUCUGGACCACGGUGGUGGACAUGAAGUGGCGCUACAAGCUAACUCUUUUUGCCUCGACAUUUGUGAUGACCUGGUUCAUCUUCGGCGUUCUCUUCUAUCUCAUCGGCAUGGCCAACGGAGACUUUGACAGUGACCUGCCUUCGAACCACACUCUCUGUGUGAUCAAUGUGGAGACUCUCACCGGGGCGUACCUGUUUUCCCUGGAGUCUCAGACCACCAUAGGCUACGGCUUCCGUUACAUUUCAGAGGAGUGCCCACUUGCCAUCUUCACUUUGGUGGCCCAGCUGGUGAUCACUGGCCUGGCGGAGAUCUUUGUCACAGGGGCACUGUUGGCUAAGCUGGCGCGCCCCAAGAAGAGAGCAGAGACUAUAAAGUUCAGCCAGUCAGCUGUGGUCUGCAAACACGAGGGGAAGCUGUGUCUGAUGGUCAGGGUAGCGAACAUGAGGAAAAGCCUGCUGAUCCAAUGUAAUCUGACAGGCAAGCUUCUUUUCCCCUACGUAACACAGGAAGGGGAGAAAACCCAAAUCCAGCAGGCCAGUGUGGACUUCCAGCUGGACUCCAGCGGGGAGUGUCCCUUCCUCAGCCUUCCUCUGACAUUUUACCAUGUCCUGGAUGUGAGCAGUCCGUUGGCAGGUCUCACUGCAGAGAACCUGCAGACCAGAGACUUUGAGUUACUGGUGACACUCAAUGCAACCAUGGAGUCAACAGCUGCCACUUGCCAGAGUCGCACGUCCUAUGUGGCCCAGGAGAUCCUGUGGGGUUACGAAUUUAAGCCAGUGCUCUUUACCACUCCAAGGGGGCGCUAUGUGGCUGACUUCAACUUCUUUGACAAAAUGCAACUGUGCAAUGACUCCACCCUGCUCAGCAAUCACACUGAGAAGCUUCAGCUUGAAGAGGUGUAUCGUAAAGAGUAAAUAACAUUUUAGUCAAAUUCGUAUCAAAACUAGUUUGAAGACUUCUUAGAACAGGGUGUGAGCUUUGGAUAAUGUGUAAGGGGAAAAUAAACCUUAGUCUUAGGGUCAAAUGUAAAUGUUGAGGGGACAUGGCUUCAGUUGUUUUAUAAAUAAAUCAAAUGUAAAUGUUUGACAGUUGUUUUACUUCAUAAAUGAUCUACAUUUAUGCAUGCAGAAUGGUAUUAGAAGUACUGCUUUUAUUUACCUGAACUAUGAACCUAUAAAAAGUGUUUUUUGAACAA
Messenger RNA from Clupea harengus (Atlantic herring), 1654 nucleotides. It is a transcript of the gene kcnj15, whose product is annotated as potassium inwardly rectifying channel subfamily J member 15. NCBI's taxonomy places the organism in Eukaryota, Metazoa, Chordata, Actinopteri, Clupeiformes, Clupeidae. The record is from RefSeq and is a predicted model, not a curated record. Gene Ontology annotation, molecular function: inward rectifier potassium channel activity. Gene Ontology annotation, cellular component: plasma membrane. Gene Ontology annotation, biological process: potassium ion import across plasma membrane; regulation of monoatomic ion transmembrane transport.